Messenger RNA from Gastrolobium bilobum, 705 nucleotides. RefSeq lists its product as uncharacterized. Bases 1 to 705 code for a protein of 234 amino acids. The transcript has 3 exons. The record is from RefSeq and is a predicted model, not a curated record. NCBI's taxonomy places the organism in Eukaryota, Viridiplantae, Streptophyta, Magnoliopsida, Fabales, Fabaceae.
AUGAGGAAGACCAGUGAGGAUCUCAUGGCUCGAAACAGAUUGACGAACGUGGAGAUGAUGAGACUAUUAUUGGCUGAGGUUCGAGCAGGACCUCCAUCACCUCCACUACCUCCACCACCACCACCACAGCAGGACAUACAGGAGUAUUAUAGGACACGCGGUAAGGAUACUGCAGGCAAGAGUCUCCAUAGUUGUGGUCAAGCAGGACAUUCUUCUAACGAGUGCCCCGGGAAAAGGGGGCAGGUUGCGGCUAUUCAGGAGCAUUUAGUACCUUUAGUUACACAAGUUUAUGCAGUUACCCAGCAGGACAUAGAGAAGUCUCCAAAUUUGAUCAAAGGUACAAUUUCCGUUGAUGGCCAUGAUUUUGAUGCAUUGUUUGACUCAGGAGCAACCCACUCCUUUACUUCGAGUUUUGUUGCGAAUGGUUUGAACUUGCCUAUGUAUGAAUUUACGUCUCCUAUGGUAGCGAAGACUGCCACCGGAGAUUUGGUUUCCACCUCUUUGAUGUGUAAAGAAGUCAAGUUCAGUUAUGAAGAGAAGGAAUAUGUGGUUGAUCUGAUUGUGCUUGAGGGUAUGAAUCUGCACAUCAUUCUAAGCAUGGAUUGGCUAGUCAGACAUGGAGUUAUGAUUGAUUUUUGUAGCAGGAAGAAUUAUUUCUCUACGAAGCAUGAGAAGAAGGACUUCCCCUAUUUAUUAGUGUUGUAG